AUGCGGAUUAUUCAUGGUAAUGGUUACUCCGAUGAAGACAAACGUGCUCACAUCCGCCUUGUAUAUCAGAAUAUUUUCAUGGCAAUUCAAGCUAUGAUUCGUGCCAUGGAUACGCUCAAUAUUCCGUACGGCGAUCACUCUUUAGAUCUGCAAGACAAAGCAAACGUAGUUCGGGCAAUAGAUUAUGAAAAUGUGACAUCUUUUGAAGAACCAUAUGUUAGUUAUAUAGAAGAUUUAUGGAACGAUUUUGGUAUACAGGAAUGUUAUGAUCGGCGAAGAGAAUACCAGUUGACCGAUUCUGCCAAAUAUUACCUUUCUGAUCUGAGGAGGUUAGCAGCACAUAAUUACUUGCCAACAGAACAAGAUAUUUUGCGUGUUCGUGUUCCCACUACUGGUAUUAUUGAAUAUCCCUUUGAUUUGGAACAAAUUAUAUUCAGAAUGGUAGAUGUUGGAGGUCAAAGGUCGGAACGACGAAAAUGGAUUCAUUGUUUUGAAAAUGUCACCUCAAUCAUGUUUCUGGUAGCUCUUUCUGAAUACGACCAAGUGCUUGUUGAGUGUGACAAUGAAAAUCGCAUGGAAGAAUCGAAAGCACUGUUCCGUACUAUUAUCACAUAUCCGUGGUUCACGAAUUCAUCCGUAAUCUUAUUUCUCAAUAAGAGAGAUCUCUUGGAGGAGAAAAUACUUUAUUCACAUCUCUCCGAUUAUUUUCCGGAAUAUGAUGGUCCUUCGAGAGAUCCAAUUGCAGCAAGGGAGUUCAUAUUGAAAAUGUUUGUUGAUUUGAAUCCGGAUGCGGAUAAAAUCAUUUAUUCACAUUUCACUUGUGCUACUGACACAGAGAAUAUACGUUUUGUAUUCGCAGCAGUGAAGGAUACAAUAUUGCAGCACAAUUUGAAAGAGUACAAUUUAGUAUGA
This is a messenger RNA of Thelazia callipaeda (thelaziosis nematode), 912 nucleotides long. Lineage: Eukaryota; Metazoa; Nematoda; Chromadorea; Rhabditida; Thelaziidae. The record is from the annotation of a GenBank genome assembly.